CCCCCGCCGCCGCCGCCCCCACGUUCACAGCCAGGCCAGCGUGAAGUACAGGAAGCAGCCGGAGGUUUAGGGGCAAGGCGAGGAGAACGCCCACGUCACCGCCAGCGGCACGAAGAGGAGGAGGAGGAGCCUGGAGCAGCAUUAGCGCUACUACCACCACCACAGCCACCACCACCACCACCACCACUUGCAGGAGAGGUAUCGGUACCAGGUGCGGAGGACACAGCCCCUCAGCCGCCGGGCGGGAUUAGAGUUGAAUACAGCAUUAACAACAACGUUAACAAUAGCCACAACAGUAGGAUCCGGCCGCAGCCAGCAUUGCUACCACCGCCGCCACCGGCAGGAAGGGGUGGUAGCGACACCGCCCUCGGGUUCAGGGCAAGGAGAAGGGGUGGACAAGCGCCAGCAGCAGCAGCAGCAGCAGCCGGUGGGUGGGGGGGUGCAUUAGAGGCGUGCCCUCCCUGGGGCCGCUCGGGGGACUCCGCCGCCCAAGACCCACAACAGCAGCAAGGCAUGCCAUCGCUGACUGGGGACGGGAGCGGCCGGGUCGCGUCGCUGACGAGCCUGUGCCUUGAGGCGAUGGUGGCGGCCUGGGAGUCUCACGGCGUGACCAGCGGCGGGGGCGGCGGCAGGGGGGGGGACUUGCCCGGGGCGUACCACAUGCCUCACGAGCUGUGCGCGCGGCUGCUGCGGCUGCUGGUGUCGUCCAAGAAGCUCACGGCCUUCACCCUGUCAGGGUUCUUGAGCCCCGCCGCCUUGGAGGUGGACCUCUCCGGCUGCUCUUACGUCCCAAAGAGCGUCUUCAAGCAGCUGGGCUUCAGCUGCCCUCGGAUCGUUCACCUCAACCUCAGCAUGUGCUCGCAGGUGAAUAACGCCAUAGUGCGGAGCGUGCUGCAAGGCUGCUCGGCCCUUCGGCAGCUCUACCUGGACGGGUGCAGGCACGUGACGGACGCGGGUUUCCACCUCCAGCAGUCGCCUUUCUACGUCCUCCUCGGGGCCGUUUCGCUCGAGACCAUCAGCGUCCAGGGCUGUCCGCAGGUGACGGGCGAGCUUGUGCUUCACCUCCGCAAGGUUUGCCGCAACCUCAAGGAGCUGGACCUGGCCCGCUGCAAGAGCGUCACCACCCUCUCGGUGAGGCGGCUGUUCGACUCCUGCCCCAGCCUCGAGUCCCUCAACCUGUCGUUCCUGGAAGGAGUCGCGGAUGAAGCUUUCGAGGGCUUGCCCGCGAUGGACAUGGGCGUGGCCGUCGCUCCGUCGAGCGCCACGGGCGGCCCGCCGAACGAAGAGCCUCCUCUCUCUGCAUCACGCGUGGUCUCGCCGCAACCCCAGGACCUCCACGGCAACGCCGCGGAAGCAGCGGCAGCGGCGGCUGCUGCAGCAGCAGCAGCAGCAGCAGCAGCAGCAGUGGGGGAAGGGAGAUUUGGGAUGCAGGAUGAGCGGCAGCGGCAUCAGCCGGACUAUGGUGGACCACCGUUUCUGCCGUCUGCUACUGCUGCUGCUGCUGCUGCUGCUGCCGCUGCUGCUUGCGCCGCUGGUGGUGGCGUCACCGUCACGGUCCCGGUGGCGCCAAUGUCGUCGUCUUCGUCGCUGCCCUCGCUGCGGCACCUCAACCUAGGCCGUUGCGGGGGAGUCACGGACCUCGCGCUCGCCAGGGUGGCCGGAGCCUUCCCGGCACUGGAGGGGUUGCACUUGGAGCACUGCCUCGGAGUGACGGACGCCGGGGUCGCCGCCCUGUCUGCAGGCUGCCGAGGGCUUAGGGCCCUGAGCCUCAGGAACUGCGGGCAGAUCACCGACAGCGCUCUGGAGGCGUUGUCCGUGAGCUGCCCGUCGCUGGAGUGGUUGGAUGUGUCGUGGUGCGGAGGUGUGACAGACCGGGGUUUCGAGCGGCUCGCGGAGGGAUGUCCGGGGCUUGAGGAGGUGGAAGCGGUGUGGUGCGAGGGCAUCACCGACGCGACCCUCUUGACCCUGUCGAGAGUUUGCGCGCACCUGGAGGCCGUGCACAUCGCGUUCUGCGAGGGAGUCUCCGCGGCCGCGGCCGCCGCUCUGCGCGCCACCGGCGUGGAGGUGGUAGUCUUGCCGCGAUGACGGUGCGGUGGUCCGUUCGUCGUCCCUGCUUGCCCGGGGUGUACAAUAUGAUGUGCACGCAUGCCGCAGUCGUUUCCUUUAACCUCGCACCCCUACAACACCAGGACGGAGCGGUUUGUCGGGUUCUCGUCGUUGCUUAAUUGCAUGAGUGUGUCUUUUUGGUUCUGAUUGUUGAUCUUGGAGGACUGUCUUUCACUCAUUUGUUUUUUUUCAUCCUAUUUAUGCUAUUGUUAUAGACGUCGGUCCGUAUCCAAUAUUACAUUUUCGAGUUGUGACUUUUGUUUUUUUGGCGUUUGGCUUGUGUUGCCGUUCGCUGUUUGACCUCACGGGGUUCCUGGUUUCCUUUGUUUCAUCCGGGAAGGAGACUUGGCAAAGAGUGCGUGGUGAAGCGGGCGGUGUCAAAUGUAAAUACCCUUUGGUCCAGGGUUUUGGCAUGCUGUUUAGGCCGCAGGCAAUUAGUCAUAUUGUUUCCUCCCAUGACUGCUCUCGUGCGGCUGUCUAGUUUUUUGUUUUUGUUUUUUGUUUUUUCUCCCAU
Messenger RNA from Ectocarpus sp. CCAP 1310/34, 2620 nucleotides. The record is from the annotation of a GenBank genome assembly. Lineage: Eukaryota; Phaeophyceae; Ectocarpales; Ectocarpaceae.